This is a messenger RNA of Acaulospora morrowiae, 1938 nucleotides long. The record is from the annotation of a GenBank genome assembly. NCBI's taxonomy places the organism in Eukaryota, Fungi, Glomeromycota, Glomeromycetes, Diversisporales, Acaulosporaceae.
AUGGAGAAUUCGCCGAGUCCAGUAUUUAAAGAGGUGACUCGUAUUGAUGCAACAAAGUUGACGGACGAAGAAAUAAUUGAGCAAGUUCACGUAAUCUGUGUCGAACAGGGCAUUCCUCUUGUGAUCGAAAAUUAUCAUUUAAAAAAAGAGUUUGACAGCGAGCUUUUCACUAUUACCUGGCUUCGGCAAAAUUAUGGAGAAUACGAAAUUAUAACUCGUGAUAUGAACAAGAAUUUGGAUGAGCCCAUGAGUUUGUCAAAUUACUUAGACUAUGUUGAGAAAACGAAAGAUCAUACGAUAACCGCCGAACAGAUGUUAUAUGGCAAAGAUAUAAUAUGUCCUAAUCCAUGGAAAGAUUAUGUCGGAAAAUUUUUGCCAAAUUAUUUCAAGUAUCAUGGGACUAAUGACUUAAUGUCUAACAUGCAUCCUGACCUUCGAGCCGACAAUCUCAUGUUAUAUAUUGGAAUUAAGGGGACAAAGCAAGAUAUUUGCGCUGCCUUUGGACACAAUCUAAUGGUUUACACAGAUCCUGACUCUUGGUCUACAUGGUAUAUGGUGGGUCGGGACGAUAGAGAGAAGAUGACCGCAUUCAUUCGGCAAAAAGAUCAUAAUAUUGAUCUCGAGAAUUAUUACGCACCACCUGAUAUAUUAUCUCAGACUGACUUUACCGUGUACCAUACCAAACAACGUGUUGGAGAUUUUAUACUCGUACCCUCCGAGUGUUGUCAUGAAGUUAUAAACGAGGGAGGUUGUACCAUAAAAGUUUCGUGGAAUAGAUUGACUCCUCACACGGUAGCUUUAGCUUUGACUAGUUCAAUACCAAAUUAUCGAAGAGUUUUAAGACCGGAAACUUACCAGAUAAAGCGUGUUAUAUACGAGAGCAUAGUCAAAUGGUCUGAAGCCCUGUCGCCUAACUUGCGUCGUCCAUUUAAUCGUAAAAAAUCUAAUCGGUCAUCUACUCAAAGUUUGGUUUACCCUACUCGAAUGAAAAAUUCACCGGGUAGGGACAUACAGAAAGAGUACAAGAUAUUGCUUAAUGCAUAUAAGUAUAUUCUGGAUCAAGAAUGGGUCCCUAAUAGUCAAUGGGAAGAAGAAUAUCAUGUCCCAACAACGCAGGAUAGUAGACAACAUUUAUCAUGUGAUUUUUGUCAUUGUGACCUAUGGAACAGACACCUUCAUUGUUACAAGUGUGUUACAGAAACUGGAUCCGCUUAUGAUAUUUGUUUGGAAUGUUACGCUGAGCGUCGAGGAUGCGUUCAUCCAUUGACACUUCGUGAUGGAUUUAAAAUGCAAAGAAUCAUUAAAGUUUAUAACAACGCGAAAAAAGCAUACAUAUCAAAAUGGGGGGAGGAUGACGAAAUUAAAGAUCUCGAAGAUUUGGAAGAUUCCGUGGGAUCUUUGGCCUAUAAUCGGUGGAAGGCUUCCCUAAAAUUGAAAAAAGAGGAGCAAUUAGAGGUUAAUAAUGCUGUAUCAAAAGAGGUUUUCAUUUCUCCGUAUGAGCCAAUCUUUGAAGAACCAGUAAAAGUGGAAUCAAAAGAUAAAAAAGAUGAUCAAAAUACAAAAAAAGUAACAAGAAAGAAAGCCCGUAAACCUCGUUCUGCGAAGGGUUCUACCACAGAUCCCGCUUCGGAUAAGAGCCUUAAAAGGAAGAAAUCUCAAAAAACAAAAGAUAAAGAUUUAAAUUCCGAGAGUCGCACCGUGAAACGUCGUAAAGCUAAAUCUGAUAAUGAAGAAAAGAAAAUGAAUUUAGGAAAUGAAUUGAGUGAUAAUACUCUGCAAGGUGGCAGCACGAGUGGAAUGGUUGACGGUAAACCAGAGGACUGUGACUACAUACGAAUGGUUCGAGACUUCUUUUUCAUCGACAAUGUACUGGGAUUAUUCGUAAACCAGGAUCCUCAACAAUCACAUCAUCCUUCUCCUGCAAACUCGAACUCAUAA